This is a messenger RNA of Miscanthus lutarioriparius, 234 nucleotides long. The record is from the annotation of a GenBank genome assembly. Lineage: Eukaryota; Viridiplantae; Streptophyta; Magnoliopsida; Poales; Poaceae.
AUGCCUGUUCGCCGAGAGGGGCGCGACUACCUUGCCGUCGACCCGCGCCUGUUCCGCCGGGAGGGGCGCGACUACCUCGUCGGCGACGGGCGACGGAUCGAGGCCGCCGCCGAGGAGCGCUUCCACUACGCCUGGGACCCUCACCCGGAUCCGGAGUGCUGGUGCCCAAUGGAGGUGGAUCCAGAUCUAGCGGCGGCGAGGAGGAAGAAGGUGCGCCCGGUGACGGAUCCAUGA